Ochlerotatus camptorhynchus is the source of this 1865-nucleotide messenger RNA. RefSeq lists its product as uncharacterized. Bases 154 to 1443 code for a protein of 429 amino acids. The record is from RefSeq and is a predicted model, not a curated record. NCBI's taxonomy places the organism in Eukaryota, Metazoa, Arthropoda, Insecta, Diptera, Culicidae. The transcript is spliced from 7 exons.
GUCGGUCGUAAGCACAAGUCGGAAAUUGCACUCUCAGGUAUACUCUCGGAAGAGAACGAUCAGAUUUUGAGGUUUUAAGGAAACCUGUUGUGCAGUGAAACAAAAACACACUAGUGAAGGAAAGGUUGAAAGUUGUUCUACACAGUUUUGGAAAUGAAGCAGUUGAUCUUGCUUCUAACAGUGGCAGUGCUGAUUGGCCACAGCCAGGCUCAGGGCAAUCAGAAGUGUGCGGCGAACGGAGAAUAUUGCUUAACCCACAGUGAAUGCUGUUCUGGUAGCUGUUUGAGUUUUUCGUACAAAUGCGUUCCAGUGCCACCGGGUGCCAGCGUUGGAACGAUAUUCGUUCCAGCUCCGAUUAUAACAGAUAAUCGCUUCGGUGGUCCGGACGAUGGAGGAGCAAGCAUCACACAAAAAACCUGUGCCAAAAAUGGCGAAUAUUGUCUUACCCACGCCGAGUGUUGCUCGGGAAGUUGUUUAAGCUUCUCGUACAAGUGUGUCCCAACACAGCCUCCGGCAUCGGGGACGUCCGGUAUUCAACAGCAACCAGCAAGACCACAACAACCGACUACUGGCUCCAGCACGGUUGGAACAACCAUAGAUUUGAGCAAUCGCGUCGGCGAAGGCGACCAAAGUACGGUACCGAUCACGGCUGGAACCACUGCUCCGCCUAGAAAGUGUGCCGCCUUGGGUGAAUAUUGUCUAACCUCGUCCGAAUGCUGCUCCGGAUCGUGCCUGAGCUACUCGUACAAAUGCGUGACCAAUCGACAACUGCAAACAUCCGGGGGUUUCUUACUGCCCCGGCCAACACCUGUAAACACCGUUAUGAAUUCCGGUGGGUUCGCCAAUCGCUUUGAUGGUACCAGUGACUCGUCUUCAUCUCCUCCGCAGAAAUGCGCCGCAGUUGGCGAAUAUUGCCUCACGGCAGCCGAUUGCUGUUCCCGGAGCUGUCUGAGCUUCUCGUACAAGUGCGUCCAGAACUACAAUCUAGGAACACAGCAGCUGACAUCGUCGGGAAUUCCAGUUCAACAACCUGCCAUUAAUAACAUCGACACGUCCAAUCGUUUCGGCACCAGCGACAGGCAAUGUCUCACUAAUGGACACUACUGCUUCCACAGCAAAGAGUGCUGCUCGGGAGCUUGCUUCAAAUCAUUCUGCGCGACUCAAAUCAACCUUGGAGUUCCCGAGUCGGAACUGACACGGCCCUCCGCCGCCAACGGACCGUUCGUGCAGGUCAACAGUUUGGAUGAACUGAUAACGCGCUUCGGCGGUGGGGCACCGGCACCUUCCAGGGAUUCCAGCGCCAGUGCUUCGCUGAAACGGGCCAACAUUGGAGCGCGGAGUGGAGCCGAAAAGCACUGUGCAGUCGUUGGUGAAGGGUGCUCCCGCCAGGAGGAUUGCUGCUCCAUGAGAUGUCAUUCGUAUCGACGCAAGUGUGUAACGUAAAUCGGACUGGGGGUCCGACCAUACACACAAAUACACACAGAGCUGAGGCAGAGAGGGAGAGGCUUUCUUCCGCGAAACAACUAAUUUUUUUUCUACGUUUAUCAACGGAGAAAAGUGGCAAACGGCGAACCUUCACCACAGAUUAUACGGUGUGUGGGUGUGUAUGAUAACCGCCGUCGUCAACAUCAUCCAGGUUUGCCAGCGGUUUUAUUAUUGUUGUUGUUACUACAUAGCCGCGUGCCACCCUGCUCUUUCCAGUUUGCUUUUAUUUUAUAUUUUAUUCCUUUCAAUCAACAUUUAUUAAACAUAUAUUGCUGUGAUGAUGAUGAUGAACGAUCCUAGAUGAAAUACUUCGAAGGAUAUGUUGGAGAGUGAGCGAGCGUGUGAGAAACAGAGGAAAAUAAAUCAUAAAUAAAACAAAA